GUUUUAUUAUAAAGUUAAAUUACAGUGUGCAGAAUUUCAUGUAUUAUUUUAAGAUAAACUUUAUUGAAGAUGAAUUCGGUACCGAUUGCGUUGAACAAGGCUGCUAUGCGCAAAUAUGAGGACUUAGAAGUACCUUGUGAUGACAUUCUGGCGGCUUAUGUGUGGGUGGAUGGCACAGGAAUAAAUCUUAGGUCUAAAGACAGGACGUUUGACUUCGUGCCGAAGACAAAUAAGGAUUUGCCCAUUUGGUACUUUGAUGGAAGCAACACUGCGCAGGCUAGCGCUGACAAUUCCGAUACGUUUAUCUUUCCAGAAGUUAUUUAUCACGACCCCUUUCGACGGGGAAGUCAUAUACUGGUCUUAGCUGAUACUUAUCAACAUAAUUAUCAACCUACUUCAACAAAUUACCGCAAAGGCUGUGUUAUUCUGACUGAAAAAGCUGACGUGGAAGAGCCCUGGUUUGGCUUCAACCAGGAGUUCUUUUUGACCACCACUGACUCGAGACCUCUGGGCUGGCCUCCUGGUGGAUUCCCAGCUCCUCCUGGGCCAUACUAUUGUGCGAUUGGAGCUAAUAAAAUCGUCGCUAGAGAUCUAAUGGAAGCUUUUUACAGAUGUUGCCUUUACGCUGGAAUACAUCUGAACGGUAUAAAUCCUGGCACUACGCCAUCGCAGUGGAACUUCCAGGUGGGUCCGAGUCCUGGAAUACGGGCAGCCGACGACCUCUGGAUGGCACGAUACAUCCUCGCUAGGCUGGCUGAAGAAUACGGCACCGUUGCGACAUUUGAACCACAACCAAUAGAAGACUGGCCUGGAAACGGCACUUUUGUUUACUUCUCUUCAAAGGAUAUGAGAGAAGAAGAUGGAAUAUUGGUUAUCGAAAGGGCGAUUGACAAGUUGGCUCGUCGUCACGGAGCUCACAUAAACGAAUAUGAUGCCAACAAUGGCGCUGACAACGCAAGACGGCUUACUGGGAAGAAUGGAAUGCCGAACAUGAGGGAUUUUACAGCUGGCGUUGCAAAUCGAAGCUGUUCAGUUCGCAUUCCGAGACAAGUAUCGGAAGAUAAACGGGGCUAUUUGGAGGACCGACGGCCCGCAGCAAAUGCUGACCCGUAUAGAGUGAUUUCAAUCUUGCUACGGACCUGCAUUUUCGAUGAAUGAAAUGGAAAAUUGUCGUUCAGUACAAUACUGUGUGAUUGUUUUGUACGUUUUGAUUGA
This is a messenger RNA of Pieris rapae (cabbage white), 1215 nucleotides long. RefSeq names its product glutamine synthetase 2 cytoplasmic-like. The transcript has 8 exons. The coding region runs from base 70 to 1158 and encodes 362 amino acids. The record is from RefSeq and is a predicted model, not a curated record. Gene Ontology annotation, molecular function: glutamine synthetase activity. NCBI's taxonomy places the organism in Eukaryota, Metazoa, Arthropoda, Insecta, Lepidoptera, Pieridae. Gene Ontology annotation, cellular component: cytoplasm.